Populus nigra (black poplar) is the source of this 10780-nucleotide messenger RNA. RefSeq names its product chromatin structure-remodeling complex protein SYD-like. Gene Ontology annotation, biological process: positive regulation of transcription by RNA polymerase II. Gene Ontology annotation, molecular function: histone binding; ATP binding; DNA binding. The record is from RefSeq and is a predicted model, not a curated record. NCBI's taxonomy places the organism in Eukaryota, Viridiplantae, Streptophyta, Magnoliopsida, Malpighiales, Salicaceae. The coding region runs from base 174 to 10490 and encodes 3438 amino acids. Gene Ontology annotation, cellular component: nucleus. The transcript has 35 exons.
AGGGCUCGGUUACUAAUUGCAGAAGGAACUCCCCCAUUGCCUAUUGAGGGUUUUAUUUACUUCAACAUUUGAGAGAAAGCACCAACCUCUCUAUGUGGAUCACUCUCUGCUGUUAUCAUUCCCUGCAAUUCCCUACUCGUAUUCGACUUUCUGAUUUUUGAAGCUGAAAUGAGAUGACGUCUUCACAAUCUUCACAAAAUGUGGAGUUCGAAGCGGCGAAGUUUCUUCACAAACUCAUUCAAGAUUCUAAAGAUGAGCCGGCAAAACUGGCUACAAAACUCUACGUGAUAUUGCAACACAUGAAAUCAAGCGGGAAGGAACAUUCAAUGCCGUAUCAAGUAAUAUCAAGGGCCAUGGAGACUGUCAUCAAUCAACAUGGUCUUGAUAUUGAAGCUUUGAGGUCAUCACGCCUUCCAUUGACCAGUGGAACUCAAAUGGGGGAUUCUUCGACUGCACAAUAUGGAGGAUCUUCACAGGCAGUUGGAGUUGGGAAAGACUCUAAAGCAGGAUCGGCUGAAAAUGAGAUAUCCAAAAUCGACACCUUUCCUUCCAGCAGGCCUCCUGUUGGCCCAAGCACUGCAGGCCAUGAUUACUACCAAGGAUCUGGAACUCAAAGGAGCAGUCAGUCAUUUGAUCAUGAAAGCCCUUCUAGUUUGGACACCAGGUCUGCCAAUUCACAAUCCCAAGAAAGAGGAGUGAAUCAAAAGGAUGGUAAAAAGGCUGCUGCUAAGAGGAAGAGGGUUGAUUCAUCUCUGCACUCAGAAAUGCAUGGCGACAACCCCCAGCAACUUAAUCCACGCAAUGCCAUAGUCAAUCCAAGGAGGGGGAAAAUGAACAAGGUUGACUCUCCAGGGGGUUAUCCAGUUAGAGGUGGUGAAAAUACAAGCUUUAACAAGGUUCCCAAUAGUGGCCAGCUGGAAGUUUCGUCUUCUUUUGUGUCCGCAGGACAACAGCAAGGGGGCUCUCUUCCAUCUGCACAUGAAAGUCUCACUUCUAGGGGGAUGUGGAAUCAAAAUAAAGCUGGGUUACCCCUUGAAAGAUCCCAUGUUCCGAGGUUCUCUUCUAAUGCUGUUUCUGGCAAUACAACGGCAGAAAUUCAAUUGCAGCAGUCAGCAAUUUCAUCUCUUGGAUCAAGUGCUUUUAGCAAGGUUCAUGGAGGGAUGCCUGUCACUUCGAAUCCAACAGGGCCCAUGGGGGAGCUAGGAUUUGCAGGUCCAGUUCAAUACAGUAGUUCUGAAAAUCAGAAACAUGGAUUGACAAAGGGAGCUGUAGCUAGUUCUGCUGAGAAAACAUCAGAAGGCCACUUUUUUGCUGCUAACCGAGUGGAUGACUUUCCAACGUCACUUUCAACUGGAAAGAUUUUAGAAAAUGGAGGCAGUUCGAACAUGUUUGCAGAUGCAAGUAAAAUUGUCCAGGGUGGCAGGCAAACUAGUAAUUCAGAACUGACAAUGAUUAGAUCAACAUCCCCUAGAGAUGUGGGAAAAUCUCCUGUUUUCCAGGGUUCUGCCUUGUCUGGCAUGCCUUUCAAUGAACAGCAGCUGAGACAACUCAGAGCUCAGUGCCUUGUCUUUUUAGCAUUCAGAAAUGAUUUGAUGCCAAAGAAACUUCAUCUGGACAUAGCACUUGGAAAUGCCAUUUCUAAAGAUGGUGGCACUUUGGAUGGUCCUCGGAAAGAGCUGAUUGAUUAUAAAGGAAAGGCACAAUCUUCUAAUGAGUCGACCAGCAUUCCUGAGGUUUUAAUGUCAUGUGGAAGGCUGAAUAAUGCAAAGGAAUCUGAUAAAGUGCUUCCAGGUUCUGGGGCAAGAUUCUUGGAUGGAAACUAUGUCCCCAAAGAAGCUGAUACACUGAAAAUGGUGGAGGACCCGCCUUCUGACCCCUUGAUUCUUGCAGAUGAAAGGAAAUAUCUACUCUCCACAAGAAAACCGGAUGCUGAAAUGCAAAGCCAAGAAGCAGUGGAAUCACAGGGAUUUUUCCCUUCUGCAAUGCAGCAGCCUGAUUCAUCAAGGGGUGGUUUACUCUUGAGUAACCCUGUGGACGGCAUGGAGAACACCUGUCUGCAAGUUGGAAAAACUGACCAUGCUUCUUCAACAUCAUUUGUAAAUAAGCAGGCAAACCUUGAGGCAGUUAGCUGGACUGGCAUUGGCAAUCAAUCCCUUCCAUUUCGCUCUGUUCAGCUUGGGUUGGUUCCAGACAGAAAAGAUAAUGCUUCUAGUCAGUUUCACAGUCUUGGCAACAGUAUUGCUUCAGAUGAUUCAAGGUUAUCCGAAUUUCAAACAAGAUACGCUCCAGAUGGGUACAAGGUUGUUCCAGUUGAUGUUUCAUUAAGAAAUGGCAUCUCUUUUACAACAGAACAAGAUGAUGAAGAUAAGUCAGCUUCUACUGAUUCACUACCUUCUCCAAAGUACACCAUGUCAGAGAAAUGGAUUAUGGAUCAUCAGAGGAAGAAACUUUUAACUGAGCAAAAUUGGGUUCUAAAACAGCAGAGAACAAAACAAAGUAUCUCUACUUGUUUUUACAAGUUAAAGGAAACUGUUAGCUUUUCCAAAGACAUAUCUGCAAAAACCAAAAGUGUAAUAGAAUUGAAAAAGCUUCAGCUAUUGGAGCUUCAACGCCGUCUAAGAAGUGAUUUUCUCAAUGAUUUUUUUAAGCCUAUCACAAAUGACAUGGAUCGAUUGAAAUCAUGCAAGAAACAUAAGCAUGGUAGGAGGAUCAGACAACUUGAAAGGUAUGAGCAGAAAAUGAAGGAAGAACGACAAAAGAGGAUACGUGAAAGGCAGAAGGAGUUCUUUGAUGAGAUAGAAGUUCACAAGGAAAGACUGGAUGAUGUGUUUAAGAUUAAGAGAGAACGCUGGAAAGGUUUCAAUAAAUAUGUCAAAGAGUUCCAUAAAAGGAAGGAGCGCAUUCAUCGGGAGAAGAUUGACAGAAUCCAGCGUGAGAAGAUUAAUUUAUUGAAAAUCAAUGAUGUUGAGGGGUAUCUGCGAAUGGUGCAGGAUGCAAAAUCAGACCGUGUUAAGCAACUACUGAAAGAGACGGAGAAGUAUCUUCAAAAGCUGGGAUCCAAGCUACAGGAAGCAAAGUCUAUGGCAAGCAGAUUUGAGAAUGAUAUGGACGAGUCACGAACUGCUACUGUUGUUGAGAAGAAUGAAACAGCUGCUGAGAAUGAAGAUGAAAGUGACCAGGCCAAGCAUUACAUGGAAAGCAAUGAGAAGUACUAUUUGAUGGCUCAUAGUGUAAAAGAAAGCAUUGCAGAACAGCCAACUUGUCUCCAGGGCGGAAAAUUAAGGGAGUACCAAAUGAAUGGACUAAGGUGGUUGGUUUCAUUAUACAACAAUCAUUUGAAUGGCAUUCUUGCUGAUGAAAUGGGUCUUGGGAAAACUGUUCAGGUUAUUUCUCUAAUAUGCUACCUGAUGGAAACAAAAAAUGAUAGAGGGCCUUUCUUGGUCGUUGUACCUUCUUCAGUUUUACCUGGCUGGGAGACUGAAAUCAAUUUCUGGGCACCUGGAAUCCUUAGAAUUGUCUAUUCCGGGCCUCCAGAGGAGAGGCGCAGGCUAUUUAAGGAAAAGAUUGUGCAUCAGAAAUUCAAUGUCCUUUUGACGACAUAUGAAUAUCUGAUGAACAAGCAUGAUAGACCGAAACUGAGCAAGAUACAUUGGCACUAUAUAAUAAUUGAUGAAGGCCAUCGCAUAAAGAAUGCUUCUUGCAAAUUGAAUGCUGAAUUGAAGCAUUAUCAGAGCUCCCACAGGUUGUUGUUAACUGGAACACCACUACAGAACAAUCUUGAGGAAUUGUGGGCGCUGCUCAACUUUUUGCUACCUAACAUAUUUAAUUCAUCAGAAGACUUUUCUCAGUGGUUCAACAAACCGUUUGAGAGUAAUGGUGAUAAUUCAGCCGAUGAAGCCUUACUUUCCGAGGAAGAAAAUUUGUUGAUUAUAAACCGUCUUCACCAAGUUCUUCGACCAUUUGUACUUCGGAGACUGAAACACAAGGUUGAGAAUCAGCUGCCUGAAAAGAUUGAGAGACUUGUUAGGUGUGAGGCUUCUGCAUAUCAGAAGCUUCUAAUGAAAAGGGUGGAAGAGAAUCUUGGCUCAAUUGGAAAUCCAAAGGCUCGAUCAGUGCACAACUCAGUCAUGGAGCUUCGUAACAUAUGCAAUCACCCAUAUCUGAGCCAGCUUCAUGCAGAUGAGGUUGAUACUUUGAUACCUAAGCAUUUUUUGCCACCAAUUAUUAGACUUUGUGGAAAGCUUGAGAUGCUAGACCGAUUGCUACCCAAACUGAAAGCAACAGACCAUCGGGUUCUUUUCUUUUCCACAAUGACUAGGCUGCUUGAUGUCAUGGAGGAGUAUCUUACCUGGAAACAGUAUCGAUACCUUCGCUUGGAUGGUCAUACUUCUGGAGGUGACCGUGGUUCACUCAUUGACAGUUUUAACCAACAAGAUUCUCCAUAUUUUAUUUUCUUGCUGAGCAUUCGGGCUGGUGGUGUUGGAGUGAACCUUCAAGCUGCUGAUACUGUGAUCAUAUUUGACACUGAUUGGAAUCCUCAGGUUGAUCUCCAAGCACAAGCAAGGGCUCAUAGGAUUGGCCAGAAGAGGGAGGUGCUGGUUCUUCGAUUUGAAACAGUCCAAACUGUUGAAGAACAAGUCAGAGCUUCAGCUGAGCAUAAACUGGGAGUUGCUAAUCAGAGUAUUACUGCUGGUUUCUUUGACAACAAUACAAGUGCAGAAGAUAGAAGGGAAUACUUGGAGUCCCUCCUGCGAGAAUGCAAGAAAGAGGAGGCUGCCCCUGUAUUAGAUGAUGAUGCUCUAAAUGAUCUCUUAGCUCGCAGUGAAUCAGAGAUUGAUGUAUUUGAAUCAGUUGACAAACAAAGGCAGGCAAAAGAGAUGGCAACAUGGAAGAAUUUGUUAUUGGGACAAGGGAUGGAUGCUUUGGAACAUCAACCUCCUUUGCCUUCACGCCUUGUAACAGAUGAUGACCUGAAAGUAUUCUAUAAAGCAAUGAAUUUGUAUGAUGUGCCUAAGGCUGGGGUAGAAUCCAAUGCAGGAGUGAAGCGGAAGGGGCAGUCUCUUGGGGGCCCUGAUACUCAGCAGUAUGGAAGGGGAAAGCGAGCUAGAGAGGUACGCUCUUAUGAAGAGCAAUGGACAGAAGAGGAAUUUGAGAAGAUGUGUGAGGCUGAAUCUCCCGAUUCUCCCAUGAGGAAAGAAGAAACAGGAGAGAGGAACUUGCUGAAAGAUGCUAGCGGAUCUUUAUUGGCUAUUGGUAGCUCAGAACCUCAAGCUCCACCACAACUGCCCCUGCCACCACCAUCUGUGGAGCCUCUCCCUCCACCGCCAUCUGUGGAGCCGCUCCCUCCGCCGCCGCCAUCUGUGGAGCCUCUCCCUCCGCCGCCGCCAUCUGUGGAGCCUCUCCCUCCGCCGCCAUCUGUGGAUCCUCUCCCUCCGCCGCCAUCUGUGGAGCCUCUCUCGCUGCAGCAGAGCAAAGAGGUAACGCCAUCAAAACGGGGGCGUGGAAGGCCAAGAAGAGUAACUUUAGAUAAAGGUCCAGCUGCAAUGGCACUCUCAGUACCUCUUGGAACUGGCAAAGUCGAUACGGAGUUACAGAAAGGAAUGGAGUCUUGCUCCUCAAAAACCUCUGCUCCUGAAUCUUCACCUGUUCCUAAUUUAGGAAGUAAUAGUAGAGCCACACCUCAUCCAGGUUCAGGGAUUUCGCCCAGUACUCAACCAAUUACUCCAGUUUCUGUUACACUUGGCUCACAAACUACACCUGCUUCCCUUUCCAUGCCAUUGCAAUCAAGAGGUCGAGGUCGGAAGGUUCAAGGUGGAGUUCAAACACCCCGGCGCAGAGGAAAGAAUCAGGUGGCAAUUUCAUCCGCUCCUGCAAGUUCAGCUGUUCCUGAUCCAAAUAUAAAUGAUCAAUCAGUGAAUGUAUCUGUCAAUCCAUCAAUUAUUGCCAUGGGUGGAACUGUUUCUAGUGCUCCCAUGUCACAGCAUCCUAGUAAUUUACCUGGUUCUGCUGCUGCAGAGGGUACUAAUGCAACCACUCAUCAUUCUGGGCCUGGGACUGCUUUCAAUUCUGAACCAAAACCUCCCAACCCUUCCAUCUCCCCUAUCAUUCAAUCCAUUGCUCCUAGUCCUUCAGUUCCUAUGCAAGUUAAAGGGCAAAACCAGAAGACUCAAAGUGGCACUGGAACACCUCGACGCAGAGGAAGGAAAGAGGUGCCAGUAUCACCUUCUGUUCCAGAUGUUUCAGAUGGUCAGCUUUCAAAAUCCAAUCCAACACUUUCACAGGAUAAAUCUGGGGAAUCAUCAGGAAGCAAAGCUAUUUUCACGACGAGUAACCAACAAAAUGAUGCUCUGGAAAGGGAUGUUAACCAGGAGCAACUGUCCAGAGAAGCUGGCCAGGACCAAAAAGCAACUGAGCAUUCAGAUGAUGCAGCCCAGCAUAGGCAACCUGCCAGCUCUCCGGCAACACAUGAUGAUAUUACCAGAUCUAUGGCUUGUGCAGGCUCUUCUGGACAAAUACGUGGUGCUGAUAUGCAAGAUGUAGUUUCUGUGACAAAGGAGGUUUCAGCAGAAAAUAGCUCUUUGAAAGCUAAAGUAGGUGAAGUUUCCAGGAAUGAAGGUGGAGCUAUCCUGUCUACACCUCUGCAAAGUAACCUCUUUCUAGAGGUGGUCCAUAAUCAAAGCUCAGAGGAUAAACCUUCCCCGGUGGUUUGUCCCCCAACAGAGUCAUUACUGGGUUCUGCCACUGUAGAAAGUGUUGGCAAAACUGUGCAUCAGCUUACUCCAAAGAUUGCUUCUUGCUCUCAGGAAAUUUCAUCUUAUCCUUCUGUUACUCCAAUCUUUCAAUCUAAUACCCCUGAAGCAAUGCAAGUUAAAAGGCAAGGUCGUAAAGCUUCUACCAGAGUGGAAACACCAAGGCGAAGAGGAAAGAAACAGGGUUCAGUUUCACUUGCUGUGGAUGCUUCAGUUGAUCAGGAUCCCAUUAUAAAUGCUCAAACGCAAAAUAAGUCUAAAGAUUCAUUAGGGGGGAUGGCCAUGUCCUUUAGGAGCGGGCAAGGGAAUGAUUUCAAGGAGUUGAAGAACGUGGUUCAGGAAGCAUGUGUUCCCAGUGGUUUAGUUGUUCAAGAUCCAAAAAGGAAAGAAGCUAGUGGGAUUCCAGCUUUUGGCCAAAUUCAGACCUCUGAUGUAACUGAUGUUGCUCGUGUGAUGAAGGAGAUAUUUUCCGAGACUUGCUCUUCGAAAACUAAAAGUGGUGACUAUUCUGGAGUUGAAGUUAGAAGUGCCCCUGUAUCAAGUAAGAUGUCUGUGGAGGUGGCAAAAGACCGAAGCUCGGAUUGUAAAGCACUUUCAGCUGUGUCAGUUUUAGAAGCAGAAGCUCCAGUUAUGAGGAGUUCAAUUGUUGAUUCUAAACAGUCUGGGUCUGGAGAUGGUGUCAAAAUGGAAGGGUAUAAUGCUUCAGAAGCAGAAGCUCCAGUUAUGAGGAGUUCAAUUGAUGAUUCUAAACAGUCUGGGUCUGGAAAUGGUGUCAAAAUGGAAGGGUAUAAUGCUUCAGAAGCAGAAGCUCCAGUUAUGAGGAGUUCAAUUGAUGAUUCUAAACAGUCUGGGUCUGGAGAUGGUGUAAAAAUGGAAGGGUAUAAUGCUUCAGAAGCAGAAGCUCCAGUUAUGAGGAGUUCAAAUGAUGAUUCUAAACAGUCUGGGUCUGGAGAUGGUGUCAAAAUGGAAGGGGAUAAUGCUUCUGAUUUGGCUAAGGCUCAUAUUUCAGAAAUUGAUGUCUCUACGAUGGAAAGCAAUACCAGCCAUGGCCCCAUUGAAAAAAUGACAGGCACAAUACAGGCUUCAACCCAAAACCCAAUCACAGGGAGUUAUAUGAAGGUCAAUCAUUCAGUUUUUGAUGCUUGUGAAAUGGACAAUAUUCCUUCUCUGGGAUCUGCUCAUGAAGGUCUUCUUGGUGAUGGUGGCGAUCCUCCCAUGGUCACCCAAUCUGUUUCAGAUGUAACGGAACAUCCUGGGAGUGACUCUGGAAACAGAACAGAGGCUUCAAAAGCAUCUCCUAGGUCUUCUCCAGAUGUUGUUAGGCUCGGCAACACUACACUUUCUGUGAAACCUGAUGGUAUUGAUUAUCAUUCCAAAGGGACAGUUACUCUUAUUGCAGAUCAUUCAGAUGCAAGAAAUAUCCAUAGUGUAGCUGAUGGUGUAUCUAUAAGCAGUAAUAAGCCUUCUCCAAAAGAGUCCUUAGAAUCAUCUCUUGAAACCAGAAACGUUGAAGCUCAAACUCAAACUCAAUCGGGGAUUGACAAAACCAAGGUCAAGUGUGAGGAGGUCUGCAACAUGCAAAUUGACCCCCCUGUAUCAUCAGAGGCCUCUUCACUUAAGUAUCUAUCUUCUUCCAAUGAGCAAGAGCUAAACAGUUCUGCAGCUGGAGCCAGUCAUGGAAAGGAUGUUUCUCAGUGUGGAGGGGUUAUGCCUCAAGAUAUUUCAGAAAAUUCUCUUCCAGUGAGAGAAGAAGAAAAUGCUGAUGGCUCGCCACACAAAACUGAAGCAGGUAAUGAAGCAGAAGCCUCUCAGGUUGGUGCGGUUGUGCUAAAAGAUUUUUCAGAAAAUACCGAUGGCUCAUGUGAGAAUGGUCUCGUUGGAAGCUCAGCAGUAAUGGAGGAGCCACACAAAACUGAAGCAGGUAAUGAAGCAGAAGCCUCUCAGGAUGGUGCGGUUGUGCUAAAAGAUUUUUCAGAAAAUACCAAUGGCUCAUGUGAGAAUGGUCUCGUUGGAAGCUCAGCAGUAAUGGAGGAGCCACACAAAACUGAAGCAGGUAAUGAAGCAGAAGCCUCUCAGGUUGGUGCGGUUGUGCUAAAAGAUUUUUCAGAAAAUACCGAUGGCUCAUGUGAGAAUGGUCUCGUUGGAAGCUCAGCAGUAAUGGAGGAGCCACACAAAACUGAAGCAGGUAAUGAAGCCUCUCAGGUUGGUGUGGUUGUGCCAAAAGAUUUUUCAGAAAACAUGGUUCUACCCUCAUCUCCACUGGUAGGAGAGGAAGAGAAGGACAAUAGAUCAUUUGAUCAAGGUUUAGCUGGCAGCUCAAUAGAACCAGAAAUGUCAUCUGUGGCCCAACUGACCAGUGAAAAGGAUGUAUCCAAUGCUGAUGUCAUUGUUUCAGAAAUUACACCGGAACACACAGUUCUACCCCAAUCUUCCUUGGAAGCAGAAGAAAACUUCAAAGGCAGUUUGGAGAAUGAUUUAGCUUGCCAUCCAGUGGUGCCAGGGGAAGAAAAAGGAUCUGACGCUGAAAUUGAUGAUCAGAUGGGCAUACCGAAGGUGUCUGAAAGUGCACCAGAAAUUUUGGAUCCCCAACCAUCUUCUCUGGUACUAGAGGAAGAAGAGCAGGUUAAGGGCUCAUCCGAGAAUGGUGCACCUUGUCACUCAGUAAUACUACAAAAAUCAGGAGGGUUAGAAGCUGAAGCAGGUGAGCAACUAGAUGCAUCUCAUGCUGAUACUUUAGUACCAGAAAAUGCAUCAGAGAACAUGGUUUCACCAAGAUCAUCCUUAGGUUCAGAGGCACCAAUGGUUGAGGGCUCGUUGGAGAAGGAUACAUUUGGCUCCUCAGUAGUACUAGAGGCAUCUAAAGGCUCCGCAACUAACGAGGAUCAAGCAAUUCCGUCCCAGGUAGAUGGAAUUAUGCCUGAAAUUAAUGUGGGCCUGCCCUCAUCUUUUAUAGGGAUGCAGGAAUCUGAGAUUAAGAGCUCAUCUGAGAACCACCAAGUUGACAGCUCAGUAGCUGAGAAAUUGAAAACAUCCGUGAUUGAAGAGGGAAGUCAAGGGAUAUUAUCUGAGGUGGGUGGAAUUGUGCCUGAAACUUCUUUGGUGAAUAGUGUUGUGCCAUCGUCCUCCGAAACAGCUGUAGAAAAUGUUAAUUGCUUGUCUGAGAAAAGCUCUCAUAGCAUCUUGCUUGCUCUAGAGGAACCAAAACAGUUUGAAACUGAAAAUAGCAACCAAAUUGUUGUAUGUGAGCCUAUGACUGGGCCUGAAGAUUCUUUGGAUAACAUGUGUCAGCCUUCAUGUUCUCUCUCAAUGGAUGCGGACAAGGUUGAGGGCUAUUCUGAGAAGAGUCCUUGUGGCAUUGCAGUACAAGUGAAGGAAUCAAAAGGGGCUGAAAUAGAAAAUGUUGAAUCCCAUGUUGCUAGCAUGGUAUAUGAAAGUCAAGUUGUUGGUACCGAGUCUGAACAUACCCAGGUUGGUAGCAUUGGACCAGAAGAUACAUUUGGAAACACAGACAAAUCCUCUUCUUCCUUGGGGAUGCAGGAAGAUACAAUUGGGGGCUCAUCUAAGAAUAUUCCAGGGGAAUCAAAUAGGUCGGAAGCUGAAACAGAUGUUCAAACUCAGUGUGGUGAGAUGGCUACAACGAACAUGUCAGAAAACUCAGCGCAGCCUUUAUCUCCCCUCGUGGAGGAAAAGGCAGAUGUCUUAUCAGGGAAAGAUCCAAAAGUAUCUGAUGUUGGUGAGUAAGCCUGUCACUGGGUUGAACUGUGCCAUGAAAGCACAGUGGGAAGAUUUGAGGGCUAAUUUGGCAAGGACCCAGCUGGGAGGUCAGUGGCACUGGAGGAACCACAAGGAUCUGUAGCUUUCCAGGUAUUUAUGAACCAAUAUUGUUUUGUUGUACAGCUAUACCGUAAUAUCCUGAUAUUAGCCUAUAUUUAAGCUUCCUGUAUGAGGGCUGACAGUCUGAACUGACACACCCGAGAUAAUCAAGUAUUGUAUUGCCCUGUACAAGUAAUCUGAUUUAUGGUUGUCUCUAA